This is a messenger RNA of Filobasidium floriforme, 3026 nucleotides long. RefSeq lists its product as uncharacterized. The record is from RefSeq and is a predicted model, not a curated record. The transcript has 4 exons. The coding region runs from base 374 to 2752 and encodes 792 amino acids. Lineage: Eukaryota; Fungi; Basidiomycota; Tremellomycetes; Filobasidiales; Filobasidiaceae.
CUGACCUGCUACGGAAGGGAUGGACGGGUAGUCGGUGUUGUUAUAGCUACGGGUGGGGUCGGUCAUUUUAGUCCGUUGUUUCUUUGACGAGGUCUUGCAAUGGUAUACUACUCGUGUAUUGUCCAGAAGGAGUAGGAAGAGGUCUGUGUAGGGGUUUGUAUAUACCAUCGACCUCUUUCUCCCCAUCGAUGACGUAGUUGACGUCGACUUAGUCCGAUCGAUCGACGCGCUUCCCCAACUACAAAAAAGUCGUCAAAGAGGUCCUCUCUUUACAACUUCAGACUACCUUCCACUUCUUCACAUCCUUCUCUACUUCUUACACCAUUGAUAUCCUGGCAUCUGGUAUCAUCCUCCAUAGCACCAACCGGUAGCCAUGCCCGAUUUCACCAAAAACUCAUCCUCGCAUCCGUUGUUAUCACGGCCGAUCAACGUCUAUUCGAUCCCACCCGAGUUGCUGGACCUCUUGACCGUUCGGUCGGUGACGAACACCGGGGCGCUCCAGGUCAUCUCUUCUGCCGAAGGUCAGGACCCCACUGCUGUUCAUGAAGAGUCGGGUGAAAACUAUAUUAAUACUAAAAAGACCGGAGAGGAGGAGGCCGUGAUCGUGGAACCGGGCUCGAGCUCGAGCCUGACCUGCCAGACAUGCCUAUCAACGACCUUCCCGACGUUGGAAGAACAACGAGCGCAUUUCAAGAGCGAUUGGCAUAGGUACAACGUCCGGGUGUCUAUCAACCAGAAAGGAACUUUGAAGGGAAGUUUGCAGGGGAAAGGUGGGAGGGGGGUACCGAGAGGGGUGUUGACGGAGGAAGAGUUUGAGGAGGUGGAUGAUGGCGUAUCAUCCCUCUCAGGCUCAGCAUCGGACACUUCCGCCUCUUCACAUUCUCCGUCGACACCUGCAUCUGCAUCUGGAAUCGGUUCGACGACGGACCGGAUUACGAAGCUCGUCCGAAGGGCUCACCUUCAGCCCCUCUCCCGUUCGCAAACGCCCACGGGACAAAUUGAAGGUGAAGGUGAUGGUACUGCAGCGGGCGAGGCGGGGUUGGAUUUGGAUUCGGACGAAGAAGCUGAACAGAACGAGUAUAGACGGAGGGCCGAGUUGAGGACUGCCGUGGUGUGGUACGGCGUGCGCAAGGACUCUCAUCCCGAUCCAGCUGCACAAGCACAAGCACAACAGCAAGGACAGAAGCAGCAACAGACGCUCGUCCCUGUUGAUACGCAGCUGGGCGUACAUAGAGCUCUGUUACCUCCGGGCUUGAGCGAUCCGUCCACCUUCUUACCUGCGCUCCGGUCCAUCCAAUUACCCUACAAAUCGAGUUCAUCAGGGGCGGGACAUGACUUCGAUUUUGACCACGAGAACCCUAAUACGGAACGUAAACUCACCCUCUUGAUGGUUGCGGGGGGUCAUUUUGCCGGGAUGGUCGUCGCCCUCAAACCACUGAAUUUGAUCCAAGGUAAAGGGGUAAAGGCGGAGAGGCAGGAUGUGAAGGGAGCAGCGGAGAUUAGGGUUUUGAGGCAUAAGACUUUUCAUCGGUAUACCACACGUAAAAAGCAAGGAGGGUCUCAAGCGCUGAACGACAAUGCCAAGUCCAAAGCCAACUCUGCUGGUGCGAUGCUCCGUCGAUACGGAGAACAGUCUUUGCAGGAAGAGAUCCAGCGGCUGAUGAUCGAGUGGGCGGACGAGGUGAGGACGUCGGAAAAGAUCUUUUUGAGGGCGAGUACGGCGGGGAAGAGGAGUUUCUGGGGGUACGAGGGGGCGAUUUUGGAAAAGGGGGAUGAGAGGGUGGUCACGUUUCCGUUCCCGACGAGGAGGCCGACCUUGGCGGAGCUCUUCCGGUGUUACCACGAGCUCACUCGGGUCAAGAUCACCCACUUGUCGGACGAGGCCAUUCUCGCGCUGGAACAAGCCUAUAUCGCCUCGCUUCAACCCAAGACUCGGCCGGUCCCCACGCAAUCACACAUUCCUCAGGUCAAGGAGAAGGAGACCAAACCCAAACUGAGCCCAGAGGAAGAGUCCUACCGUGAACGCCGGAACAGGCUGGUCGAUAUGGUCAGGAAAGGUCGGAUGGAGCCCUUGCAGGCGUUCUGGGCGAAACAUGGCGAGGCGUUUGGUGGAGUCGAUGCGGUUGUCGAGGAGUGGGCAGAGGAGGGGAGCGGGAUGACGUUGUUGAUGAUCGCCUCACAAGCGGGUCAAGAAGACGUGACCAGGUGGUUGCUCGAGGAUCUUCGGGCGGACCCGACGUUGACGUUGGGUGGUGGGGGUGGUGAAGAGGUCAAAGAGGCCGACGAACAGGAUCCUACCGCCGAGCCCCCGGCAUCGACGACCACGCCAACCGCGAAAGGACGAGGUCGAACGGCAUACGACCUGACCACCUCGAAACCCGUUCGAAACGUCUUUCGGAGACUCGCUCACGACCAUCCGGAAUGGCAUGACUGGAUCGGGGCGGCACACGUGCCUUCGGGCUUGAGCGAGGAAAAAGAACUCGAACAGGAGAAGAAAAAGGCAGACAGGCGCAAGGGGAUGCGGGAAAAGGCCAAGGAGAGGGAGGCCAAGCGGCCCGUCGAGGUUGCCGCACCUGAACCCGUCGCGGCCGCGCCGAUUCCGGCUAAACCCUUGACGGGACCUCAGAAGCUGGGUGGAGGACGACCUGGUGGGGAUACGUCGAGCCUGGCUGGGCUCACCCCGGAGAUGAGACAGAGGAUCGAGCGAGAAAGACGGGCUCGAGCGGCCGAGGCCAGGUUGACGGGAAAAUAGACGGAUAGAGAUCGGAUUGCGAUACGACGUAUAGAAAGUCGAGUAUAAUGUAUAGUGUUGGCAAAACUGAACGGCGUUCACUGAACGCCUACUGAACGCCGUUCUCACAGGGGUCCGAGUUCGUGAACGUGAACGUGAAUGUGAACGGCUGAUCGGUGAACGCCGUUCACCAAAAGUCUUGAGACGUUCUAGACGUUCAAACGUCUCAUAGCAGUCACAUCAGCGAACGUCUGAACGUCUCACAUACAUCAUGACAACGAUAGUUACAGAGCAU